AUGUUUCAGACACUGCACGGCAUCCCGGGCUAUGAGGAGAUGAACCAAAUCUGGAGUACACUGUAUUUGGGGUCAUACGAGGCCACACAAAAUCUACCCGAACUCCAGAAACACAACAUACGGACAAUACUGACAGUAAUGCACACAGAGAUACCGGCGGAUAAAAGACACCCGACAGUGAAAUACCAUUAUAUACCGGCGCACGACAUCGAAAGCCAGGACCUGUUGACCCGAUUCCCGGAGGCGUACGCUAUCAUCGACGCGGCCGUCACCGCGAAGACAGGCAUUUUGGUGCACUGCGCGGCCGGCAUAUCCCGAUCGGCCACUACUGUCAUCUCAUACCUGAUGAAAAAGCUCGGCAAGACUGCGACCGCAGCCCACGAUUUAUGUCAAAGAAAGCGUACGAUAAUCGGUCCCAACGAUAGCUUUCUGAUCCAACUGCGGCUCUACGAGAAGAUGGGCUGCCGUCUGGACGCCAAUCACCUGCCGUUUCGGCAAUACUUAUUCAACAUUUGUGACCACUUUGACAAUUACGCCCAAUUCUUCGAGAGGUUGGCUGUGGCCGAGCGGUCCACCAGUUAUCUCAAUCUGGGCCAGAAGUUCGGGUGCGUUGGCUGCGGUCAGGAACUGUUCCGUGAGCUACAUGUGCUCCAUAAUGACGGCUCCCAGAGGUAUCAGGAGCUGCCCGAGUGCGGCAAAGUCUUCGUGGAGCCCCAGCGUUGGAUGUCCGGCCAGUUCGCCGCCUAUGAUCGGGCCCUCAGUGUUGUGGUAAUCAAGUGUCCAAAGUGUGACCGACCGGUGGCCAAGUUUUAUACGCCCACCGGAACCGAAGUCACCCCAAUUGGUUGUCUCUGUCGUAACCAUUUGGACACCAAGAAUCUGGACAUACAGAUGUUGCCGGACGCCUACAAACUACUGUCGUAA
Medioppia subpectinata is the source of this 924-nucleotide messenger RNA. The record is from the annotation of a GenBank genome assembly. NCBI's taxonomy places the organism in Eukaryota, Metazoa, Arthropoda, Arachnida, Sarcoptiformes, Oppiidae.